AUGAGUGAGAGAAAUGACACGGUUGUUGCUGAUUCCUUGACAACCUUGGCUCAAGUGGUAAAAGUUCAGCAGAAUCCACAGGUUGAAGAUGUUGAAUCUCGUGGACUAGACAGGUUUCUGAGGAACAAACCACCAACCUUCAAAGGAAGGCUUGAUCCAGAAGGCGCACGGGUUUGGUUGCAGAAGAUCGAGAAAAUCUUUCGAGUGCUGGCAUGUGCAGAUGCUCUAAAGAUUCGUUAUGGUUCUUAUAUAUUGUCUGAAGAAGCAGAGUAUUUGUGGGAUAAUGCUAGACAAAGGAAAGAGGUGCAAUUCCCCGAACUUAAGCAAGAAAAUAUGAUUGUUGCAGAUUAUGCCGCCAAAUUUGAAGAGUUGUCUAGGUUAUGCCAUCACUAUAAUGGAGCAGAGGCGAAGAUGUCUAAGUAUAGUCAUGCUAGAUCCUACCAUUACAAGAGUGUUAGUGACAAGAGAAAUGGUAACCUAAAUCGCAGAAAAUUGUAUGGUGCUCCAUCUGUUAAAGGGAAGUAG
Messenger RNA from Lathyrus oleraceus (garden pea), 525 nucleotides. RefSeq lists its product as uncharacterized. The transcript is spliced from 3 exons. NCBI's taxonomy places the organism in Eukaryota, Viridiplantae, Streptophyta, Magnoliopsida, Fabales, Fabaceae. Bases 1 to 525 code for a protein of 174 amino acids. The record is from RefSeq and is a predicted model, not a curated record.